This is a messenger RNA of Caenorhabditis bovis, 1395 nucleotides long. NCBI's taxonomy places the organism in Eukaryota, Metazoa, Nematoda, Chromadorea, Rhabditida, Rhabditidae. The record is from the annotation of a GenBank genome assembly.
AUGGAUCUCGAAGCCCCUGGAGGAUCUGAUAUUCCAAAUCCGGAUAGUACUAGCGAAUCGAGUGUUGAUGUUUCGCAGAUAGAUUUACCAGAAAAGGAUGAUGAAUCGUUAUUAAAUGAUUCGGAAACAGCUGAAAAUGUAUUGGAUCGACUUGCUCAACUACCGUAUCAAGUAUUCAUACUUUCUGAAGCUGGAAGGCCUAUCUUUGUCAAUAGCGGAAACGAAGAACCGUUGUGUGCUUUAUUUGCUGUAAUUGGCAUUUUUGUUGAGCGUGUGAAGGCAUUUGAAGACAGUCUAAUAUCGAUUUCAUGCGCUGACCGAACCAUUCAUUUUUUGCAUAAACCACCGCUCGUAUUUUGCAUUGUUUCCAAAUAUGGAGAGAAACUCGAUGAACAAUUAGAGGUCUUGUAUGAGCAGAUUUUGUCUGUCUUAUCGAGAUCACAACUGGAAAGUGUUUACGAGAAAAAAGGAUUUAAUUAUGAUUUACGGAAAUUAUUACGAGGGACUGAUCGGCUUAUUGAAUCUUCCAUUGCGUCGUGGAGAGGAUCUCCAAUCACCUUUGUGGAUUCGUCGAUUUCGGCAGUUCCUAUGAAUCCAUCGGAUCGAGAGUUCUUAUCAAAUUCCAUGGCUAAUAGCCUCGGAACUGCAAAAUUAGAUGGUGCAUUAUUUGGAAUAAUGAUUGCUCAUCGUCAAAUCGCUUCAUAUGUUCGCUUUAAGAAAUAUAUAAUGCAUCCUCGAGAUAUGAAUAUCGUAAUAAAUUUGGUGUCCGAUAAAUCGUUACAAAUCGCCGACGCGCAAACUUGGACACCUAUUUGCUUACCUCGUUUUAAUGACACAGGAUUCUUUUAUGCUUUCAUUUCAUAUCCAUGGCAGUCCGAUGGUAUUCCGGCUUGUUUAGUAUUGUUGUCAGUUAGACGGGACCAUUUCGAUGCUUUAAAUGAGGUGAAGCAAAAUAUUGUGGCAAAACUUGAAGGAAAUUCGAAAUUCUUCGCCAACUUCUCAGAAGCUGUAAAGAAACCAAAUUUGUUUAAUAUCUCACAGAUUGGUUCAAAUAAUGAGUCAUUAUGGGCAUUUACUUAUCUUAAUCAUACUUCGAAACAAGUUUGUAUAUCGGCAUCAAGGCCUCCAUUAAUAUCACGAGAAGAGCGUUGGAUAGCCAGAUGUGAUAUGCGAAAAGGAGCCGCCACAUAUACCAAACAUCCACAUUUACGUACCCUUUUUGUCAGAGGAAGUCGCCAUUGCCUAUUUGUAUGGGUAACUGACAUGUUUUCUCUUCAUUGCAUAUUCGGACCAUUUGUAACGGCUGCAACUGCAUUCCAAAUAGUCAAAAAACUUCUUGACACUCUCAAAAGUCACGAACAGAGAUAUUUUAUAAUCAAAACUGCCUCAUUUUGA